AUGUCGGCUACCAAAUUGAAUAAGGAUGGGGCUAAGGCCCAGUCCUUGGCGGAGCUGAAGAACGGCAAGGUCGUCUUCAAGCAGAAGCCCAUGUCUCUUGAGCAGAACUCCGAGACGCUUCAAGAGAUCAUCGCAUUCCGCGACAUGCUCUCCGCACGCGCCGAAGCAAGCGAGCCUCCCCUCACCGAGAUACCCGACGACCACAAGCCCGUCAUCGCGAAGCUCUCCUUCGAGAGCGACAAGACCCUCACCGCCCUCUGCAAGCACAUCCAGCAUACCCUACUUCCCCCUCCCGACGAUGAGGAUGAUGCGGACCCAACGACCUCUGACCUCGCGCGGCUGGUCCCGCUGUCCGCGAUUGAGGCAGUGGUGAAGCGCGUCGCGUCACGUGUGAACUACGGUCUGGAAGCGCCCGAUGGGUGCAAGCCGCCAGCCAGCGCUUGUGCGUGGCGCUGGGAGAUCAGUCAGGACUACAAGGACUGGCUGCCCAAGAACAUCCGCGAGAAGGCCGAUGUGCGGAGGCAGGACCGAUUACAGGCCAAGAAUGAGCUGCAGACGGUCUUCUCGGCACUACCCGCCGACGAGCAAGCCAGCAUACUGCAUCUCAAGAACGCCCCAAAACCUCACACACCCUCGGGCGACGUAUCACCAGCGAAGCAAGCCGUCAAGGCUGAGGAAGAUGCUGACGCUACCCCACGCCCGAGCGCAUCACCCAGCAAAGCAGAAUCGUCUUCAUCCGCUAAGAAGCCUCCCGGGCGUCCGAAGGAUCCCGCGAAAGCUGCAGAGAAAGCUGCGGAGAAAGAAGCCAAGGAGAAAGAAAGACAGGAGAAGAAGGCCGCGAAAGCUGAGCGGGAAGCCGCGAAGGAGCGAGAGAAGCAAGAGAAAGCGGCCGCGAAGGCCGAGCGCGAGCGCAAGCAAGCCGAGGCGCACGACAAGUCGCGUUCGCUGAUGGCCAACUUCUUCUCCAAGAAGCCCGCUGCUGCGAAACCUCCCUUGAACAGCCAGCCUGAGGCGGGGAGCUCGCAGACGGACUUUGAGAAGACGUUCAAGCCGUUCUUAGUGAAGAAGGAUACGACGCUGGCGCCUGUCAACUGGUUCUUGGAGCCGAAGCGGGCGAGGGGGACGGAGGAUGAUGUGAUUGUCAUCGACGAGGAUGAGAGGGGGCAUGAGCCGAUGGAGGUCGAUAUUCCUCCGGUUUCGCAAGAAGAGCUUGAGAGGAUGACGCCGAGAGAACGCCUACAAGACUCACUGAAGCGGAUGCCCGAGGCUCUCAACCCCUCUCUGCUGCCACGCGGCCGCCCUCGACCUCCGGGACCCAAGUCCUUCAGCCGAGUCUCUGUCCGGGACAUCAUGACCCGCAUGAGCGAAGCCGAGGUCACCGACGACGCCCCCACCGUGCGUCGCCUGCGCGCCAAACUCCAGGACCGCUGCGCCAUCCCCGCCAAGGUCCUCAUCUUCCACACCGACUCGCGGCCGGGGUACUACGGCACCUGGACGCGCGCGUCGGACGUGAUCGGCCCGCGCACGCCGCUCGCGCGCGACGCGAACCAGCACGACUACGGGUACGACAGCGGCGAGGAGUGGGAGGAUGAGCCCGUGGAGGCGGACAACGUGGACGAGGACGACGAGGAGGGCGUCGAUGAGGAAGAGGACUCGGACGCGGACAGCUGGCUGGUGGAUGAUGAUGACGAGGAGGUCGAGCCGGGGACGCCGAUUGAUGAGCGGGAGGGGGAGGAGGAGGUGUUUGGGAUCGAGUUCAGCAGCAACGCGGCGCAUAAGAGGAAGGCGGAGGAUACGAAGGUGGGCAAGGCGCCGAAGAAGAAGAAGAUCAUGCCGCUGGUGCCGUUUGCGAAGGGGCCGUUUUACGAGCAGGAGGUGGGCCACUGCGAGUAUGAGCCGUUUGCGGCGUAUCGGAUACAAUUGUUCAAUGACACCCCCUUCCCCGUCGACCCCUUCACCUACGUAUCGACCGCGGUCGAGGACAUGAAGAGGAGUAAGGCGCCCGCGCCAAUGCCCGCCGUCUCAACAAGCAGCGGCCCCUUCCUCGUCCCGCCCCUCCCCGACCACGUCAAAGCUUCCGCUACCACCGCGCCUACCGCAUCCUCGUCGAGUGCACCGCCUAAACCCUCCGCCCUUGCGCCAAAGAACCCCUUCCCGGACGCGCACCUCCCCUACCUGCUCGCGACGAUCCAGACGAUGCAGGCGAAGAGCGUGACGGCGCUCGUGGAGAAGAUCCACGCGGACCUGCAGGAGCACAAGGUGCGGAAGAACGCGAUUGAGGCGAAGAUUAGGGAGGUGGCGGAGAAGUCGGCGCAGGGGAAGGUGUGGGUAUUGAAGGCGGGGGUGGUGGGUAAUGGGCAGGCGGUUGCGGUGUAG
Schizophyllum commune H4-8 is the source of this 2376-nucleotide messenger RNA. RefSeq lists its product as uncharacterized. Gene Ontology annotation, biological process: nucleosome assembly. Lineage: Eukaryota; Fungi; Basidiomycota; Agaricomycetes; Agaricales; Schizophyllaceae. The record is from RefSeq and is a predicted model, not a curated record. Bases 1 to 2376 code for a protein of 791 amino acids. The transcript is spliced from 10 exons. Gene Ontology annotation, cellular component: CAF-1 complex; nucleus.